GUUGAACGCGCUACCUUUGCCCUCACCCUCAUGCACUCCUCCAGGCAGUACUACGCGUGUAUUUGUGUAUUAAGAUGCUAUAAUGAUACGUCUACAAAUUGAACGUUCGCUGCUGCUGCUUCUCAGCUUUCACAGCUCCUGCUACGUUCUUACCCUCUUUUACGCCUUCAGGGUUGAUCUUGGUCUUCAAUUUGCCUUUUCUCUCUCUACCCCGCCAUCUCCUCCUGCCACGGUCGUGCGCAACUCAUGCCACACUUCAUCACUACUAAUCCCUGUGUCUCCAGUCUCACUGCUAAGUCCCAGUGUCAACCCCACAGAGUAGCCAACGCUCAUCUCGCCGAUCCCAGAAAUAGUAUUAAUUCCGGAGAU
This is a messenger RNA of Gamsiella multidivaricata, 369 nucleotides long. RefSeq lists its product as uncharacterized. The coding region runs from base 83 to 322 and encodes 79 amino acids. Lineage: Eukaryota; Fungi; Mortierellomycota; Mortierellomycetes; Mortierellales; Mortierellaceae. The record is from RefSeq and is a predicted model, not a curated record. The transcript has a single exon.